AUGAGGAAAUCAAAAAGAGAAGGAUAUGGGAAGAGUGAAGACAAGCAAAACAACCAAGAGAAAAAAAACAACCAGCAACAACAGGAGGAGAAGGAACAAAUGCAGUCAAAUAAGCAAAUAAAAAAAAGGGAAGCAACUGAUAACAACAACACUCAAAAGGAAGAACAAUGGCAAACGCAGACCAGGAGGAAGAAUAAGAAUCACACCCAAAACCAUGACCAAGGUAAGACAAUACACUUACAGGAACAGGCACAACAGACCAAAGCAAACCAUGCACAACAGCAAAUGCAGGAAUCAGGUAUGAAGCUCAAAUUUUCUGAUACUAAGCAGGUGGAAUCUAAUGCGCAGACCCCACCAUCCCCAACCCCUGUAAUUGUUGUUGAUGAUCAUUGUGUUGAAAAUGAGACCCCUUCCCCUGAAAUCCCCUUUGUUGUGACUGAGAAAGUUAAUGGAGGGAGGAUGGUUGUGAAGGAGAAACAUACUAACAUGCAGAAAGGGGAACCUAAGGGGAGGGAAUUGUCUCAUGUUAUUCAUGAGAACCCUUUGAUUGACCAUAUGAGUGACCUUCAAACCCCUGCUACCACUAAAAGUUCUGCUCAUCAAACAAAAUAG
Molecule: messenger RNA, 612 nt
Organism: Solanum verrucosum
Lineage: Eukaryota; Viridiplantae; Streptophyta; Magnoliopsida; Solanales; Solanaceae
Exons: 1
Coding region: 1-612 (203 amino acids)
Source: RefSeq, a predicted model, not a curated record